CGUGAGUGCGGAUAGCGAUGGCGGCGGCGGUAGCGGCUAUGGUCCCGGCCGGGACUAUGGUGGUUGCGGUCCGGAAAGCAGUGGCAGGCUGCCCGGCGGUGGAGGUGGCAGCUUCCUGCCCGGGCCUGUAGGCAGCAGCAUGGAGCGGGCCGGUCCCUGGAACGGCAGCCACGAAACUUGGGGCGCUCUCCGGGUGCGGCAGCUUAGAGAGCUCUGCCCGGGAGUGAACAAUCAGCCCUAUGUCUGUGAGAGUGGCCACUGUUGUGGAGAGACUGGCUGCUGCACCUACUACUAUGAGCUCUGGUGGUUCUGGCUGCUCUGGACCAUCCUCAUCCUCUUUAGUUGCUGCUGUGCCUUCCGCCAUCGCAGAGCCAAACUCCGCCUGCAGCAGCAGCAGCGCCAACGUGAGAUCAACCUGUUAGCCUAUCAUGGAGCCUACCAUGGAGGUGGCCCUGGCUCAGGGGGCUCCAUGCUUGACUUACGCCUUCUCACCUCCUUCAAGCUUCCUGCUUAUGAGGAUGUAGCUUGCCGCCCUGGAACCCCACCACCCCCAUAUAGUGUGGCCCCUGGACCCCCAUCACCCAGCUCCAGUGACUGCACCAGCUGUUCCUGUGCCUCCAGCUGCCCCCCCUCCCCACCUGGUCCCAUAGGGGCCUCUUCCAGGACCCACCCACACGAGGAAGAAUGGGAGAGUGGGGCUGGGGUGGCUGCCCAAGGUCAGCCUGGGGAUAUGGGGGAAGGGGAAAGUCCAGCAUCCCCAAAUCGGUCCUGCCGCCACCGCAGGCUGACGGGGGAUUCAGGAAUUGAGUUGUGUCCUGGGACCUGCCAUGGUCUGGUUGACCAGGAGCCUGCCAAACUCGGGUGGGCAGGGCCACUCCCCCUCCAGGAGAGCAGUGUCUCUUCCCUAAAUUCAACCCCUGUUGAUCCUGUUCCCUGUGAAUUCCCAGUCUCUGAAGGGCCUGGGCCCAGGCAGAGCUGUGCUCUGUGAGGACAUGGAGCUUGGUCCUCUCAUCCCCAGUCGUUUAUGCCAGGGAAGUCUGGCCCCCGGUGGAUGGGAUUCUGACUAUGGCAAUCGCAUAUAGGAAAAGAGUGGUGAUUGCCCUUCCCACACACAUACCCAACACCUCAGGUCUCCUUAUUAAAGAAAUUUAA
This is a messenger RNA of Sarcophilus harrisii (Tasmanian devil), 1152 nucleotides long. It is a transcript of the gene WBP1, whose product is annotated as WW domain binding protein 1. NCBI's taxonomy places the organism in Eukaryota, Metazoa, Chordata, Mammalia, Dasyuromorphia, Dasyuridae. The transcript is spliced from 4 exons. The coding region runs from base 140 to 988 and encodes 282 amino acids. Gene Ontology annotation, molecular function: WW domain binding. The record is from RefSeq and is a predicted model, not a curated record.